Molecule: messenger RNA, 3954 nt
Organism: Columba livia (rock pigeon)
Lineage: Eukaryota; Metazoa; Chordata; Aves; Columbiformes; Columbidae
Gene: PPM1B
Product: protein phosphatase, Mg2+/Mn2+ dependent 1B
Exons: 10
Coding region: 992-2155 (387 amino acids)
Biological process (GO): positive regulation of canonical NF-kappaB signal transduction; peptidyl-threonine dephosphorylation; positive regulation of canonical Wnt signaling pathway
Cellular component (GO): nucleus; cytosol
Molecular function (GO): protein serine/threonine phosphatase activity; manganese ion binding; magnesium ion binding
Source: RefSeq, a predicted model, not a curated record
GACGUGGGCGGCGGGGAGGGCGGGCCUAGCGGCGGCCUUUGGGACAGGGGCUCCCAACAUGUCCGCGCUGCUGGCGGCGCUCGGAGUGCGCGAGCAGGCAGCGACUGUGGCCGGCAGCGGUCAGCGCGGGGCGGCCCGCGCCUGAGGCCGAGCCAGGCCCCCUCACACCCGGGCCGGGCCCACCCGGGCCGCCUGGGGCCCGAGCGCCGGGAGACGCCGGCGCUCGCCUGCCGACAGAUUCACAGGCUCUUCUGUUUUAUUCACCUCUAAUAUACAAGGAAGAGGUUUUAAAGUGAAUCUUUAUCAGAAGGACAAAGAUCUGGAAGAAAUCUGACUUUUGUACUGCUUUCAAGGUAUAGUUCGACAUGUAUAGUGAUACUUGCACAGUGGCAAAAUUAAAACAAUUUUUACUCAAUAGAUACAUUUGAAACUUCAGCAUUGAAAUACAUGUUGCAAAUCGAGAGAGUUUAAACUAUAUUGAUUAAAAGUGAGUCAGACUGAUUUAUUCUGAAACUGAAGUUGCAGUACUAAUUUGGACAAAACUUUGAGUAUUUAAGCUUGCAAGUUGCUAAAUGGCUGCUUCUUGCCAAGCGCUCCUCUGUUUAGAUGACAAGUGAAGCAAUUCAGAUAGCCUCAAUGCAGACACCUGAAAAAGAUUCCAUGUGUCCAGGCAACGAUACUGGAGACUGCUGCCAGAAAAAAAGGAAAUACCAAAAUAAAGCAGAUGUUUGGUCCUGUACUGUUAUCUCAAGGUUUUGCAAGUCAUUCUGUUAUGUCCUUCUUGGCAGCAGGAAUGUAAACUAAUUCUUUCAGCACUGGACUUAAACCUUGACAAGGUUGCAAUUACAGAUGACAUACAGUGUGAAGCUUGCAAUGUGUAACAUAAGGUUGUGUAGUCAUUUUAUCAUCUUUGCUGUCCCAGCUAAUAUAAUUAGCAGCCAGUGGAUGGUGACUACAGAGAUAAAGAAUAAAGAUUCAGUAUUGCAUAAACAUGGGUGCAUUUUUGGAUAAACCAAAAACUGAAAAACAUAAUGCUCACGGUGCAGGAAAUGGCUUGCGUUAUGGCCUCAGCAGUAUGCAGGGAUGGAGAGUGGAAAUGGAAGAUGCUCACACAGCUGUUGUAGGUAUUCCCCACGGCUUAGAGGACUGGUCCUUUUUUGCUGUCUAUGAUGGUCACGCAGGAUCUCGAGUGGCAAAUUAUUGCUCCACGCACUUGUUAGAACACAUCACUAACAAUGAAGACUUUAGGGCGACAGAAAAACCUGGAUCUGCUCUUGAACCUUCAGUGGAAAAUGUCAAGAGUGGAAUCAGAACUGGCUUUUUGAAAAUUGAUGAGUAUAUGCGCAAUUUCUCAGACCUCAGAAAUGGAAUGGACAGAAGUGGCUCAACAGCAGUGGGAGUUUUGAUUUCACCUGAGCAUGUGUACUUUAUCAAUUGUGGUGAUUCACGGGCUGUUCUCUAUAGGAAUGGACAAGUCUGUUUUUCAACACAGGAUCACAAACCUUGCAACCCAAGGGAGAAGGAGCGAAUCCAGAAUGCAGGAGGCAGUGUAAUGAUUCAGCGUGUUAAUGGUUCAUUGGCAGUUUCUCGAGCUCUGGGGGACUAUGACUACAAAUGUGUUGACGGUAAAGGCCCUACAGAACAACUUGUUUCUCCAGAGCCUGAGGUUUGUGAGAUUUUAAGGGCAGAUGAAGAUGAAUUUAUCAUCUUGGCUUGUGAUGGAAUCUGGGAUGUAAUGAGCAAUGAAGAGCUCUGUGAAUUUGUUAAGUCUAGACUUGAAGUAUCAGAUGACCUGGAAAAAGUGUGCAAUUGGGUAGUGGACACUUGUUUACAUAAGGGGAGUCGUGAUAACAUGAGUAUCGUACUAGUGUGUUUUUCAAAUGCUCCUAAGGUCUCAGAUGAGGCAGUGAAAAAAGAUGCUGAGUUGGAUAAGUACUUGGAAUCACGGGUUGAAGAAAUUAUGGAAAAAUCGGGUGAAGAAGGAAUGCCUGAUCUCGCUCAUGUUAUUCGUAUUUUAACUGCGGAGAAUAUCCCUAAUUUACCACCAGGAGGUGGCUUAGCUGGCAAGCGUAAUAUUAUUGAAGCUGUGUAUAGUAGGCUGAAUCCACACAGAGAAAAUGAGGCGGGUGCUGGAGAUCUAGAAGAUCCGUGGUAGCCUUACAAAUCUGCUAAAAUGCUUUUGAUUCUGAAAGGGGGAAAAAACUUUUAAAUCUGUUUUCUUCAAUACAAGGGAAAAAUUCUGGUGGAUUUCCAACAUUUUGUGAAAUGGGCAGAAAGAUAUUAGAAUUUUCCAUCAUUGUUCAUUUUUUGUGUUUUCUGAUAUUGCCACUCUUAGCAUUGCCUGUACUACAGUAUUUUUACCAGCCUCAGGCAUUCUGGUUCCAUCUGUAAUGAACUUUGGCCCUAAGAAGGAAGGAAGGAUGCUCUCAGCAGAUCGGUGCAUGUACCUGAGGUGCAUGGGAUUGUAGGUGUACUCGGAAGAUACUCUGUGGCUAAAUGACAAGUGCGACACACAAGCAUGAGAGAGCACAAGUGUUUGUUUGAUACGUUACUUAUUUCACUUUACCAAGUUGGAAGGCUUUGCAGCUCUGUGGCUUGGAAGUAAUUUCAGUUGGGCGGUAUGCUCUCAGAUGUGUAUUUUGUUUUUAUUUUUUCCAGUUUUACCUGUAUUACCAGACCAGUUAGGUUUCCCUGCGGUGUCCAAAUUGUGAUAUGUUGCCUACUGCUUGCUUAAAGAUAAGUGUAUUUGGCAAUAAUAUAUGAAGAUUCUAGGCAUCUAAAACCAGUAAGAAUUUUACGCAUGUGUACAACACACCCUUAAACUCUUGCUAGAGGAAAUCUUUUAAAACCAAACCGAUGAAUUUAGUUAGUAGUGACUUGCUUUGACAUCUCACAGCUGCAGGUUUUUUAAAAAAUGCUGAAAAUUUGCCUUUAUUAUAAUGUAAAUUGUGAUUAUUUUUUUGUUCUAUAUGUGGUUUUCUAUAGUUUUUUGAUUUUAUUUUUUUUUUCAGCUUAAGAUACAGACAGAAGUCUUGUGUAAUAUGGGUAUAAUUUUUAAUUGUUUGCAUUAUUUUCAAAGUUCAAAUUAUCACUUUGAGAUUACUAUAAAUACACUUAAAAUUAUCUAUUUUAAAUUAAGAAAAUAUUAGAGAUAUUUUCAUGGGUUCAAUGACCUUUCAUUUUAUAAGCAAUGGGCAUGGUACAGAGUGGCUGUCAUGUAAGGUACUUGAAGAUUCUUAGUUUAAUUCUAUUUUUGCAAUAACCUUGACUUUUUUCUGACUUCUUUGAGUUGUGCAUGUAAUGAGUCCAGUAAAUGCUGAAAAUGGGGAAGAGUAAAGUAUUUAUCUAAAAUAAAAGCUAUUGGGGAGGGGAAACAAUGAAUGUAUCCAUCUGUACAUGAUUUACAUGCUGUGGAUGCCUUGUAAACAUUUUCCUAUUUGUUUAAACUGUGUUUCAGCGAGGAUGUAAUUGCCCUUGUGUGUAGUUUUAAGCUAAUGACAGUCAUCAACUGGUUUUGUGUGAAAUGGAAUUCAUAGUACUUUUCUGUAACUUUAUCCCCAUGGUGAGUCUGUAAAAACCACCCGCUCUCUCAUAGCGGUGCCGAAGGGCAGCUUUCCCAAUCAUUUUGAGUCACUGUGUAUCUGAUUUUUUUUCCUUUCCUUUGGUCUAGAGAGGAUUAUUGCCACAGUAUAUUUUAUUUAUUCAUUAGAUUUUAGCCUUGUAAGUUAAAGUGUUCUAAAUGAUGAUGUUAACAGGUAUUUGUCCCUUUACUGUUUUUUUGGGGGUUGUUAAAAGAUAGGGAAUGAAGAAUGCAACAUGGUUUAUUGUUCAGACUGUCCGCUCUGGUCCAACCCUGUACUGAUAGUACCUUCCCAGUAUGAUAUUGUGAUGUUUCAUACAAUACAGUGAACAUAACCAACUUGUUAUCUUCAAUAAAGGAUUGCUAAAACAGUG